AUUGCCAAUAUUGGAUCCAUGUGAGAUGUGCUUCAUUGCCUCAAACUCUCAAAAGGGAAGACCAUCAUCACUCUCUGUCUCUCUCUUCAUACAUCCCACCUGAAUAUAUCAAAUAUAAUUACAAGUGUGAUGUGUGCAGCAAAGCUUUGCUGCUCAAAUAUUGGAUAUAUCAUUGUCAAAUAUGUAGGUUUAUUGUCCACAUCAAAUGUGCCUUCAACAAGCCGCCCCCCCCUCACUGAUGCAUCCAUCGGGAAAGACAUAGUCCGUCUUCCAAUGAAUGAGGUGGCCGUGGAACUAGUUACACCGUUUGUGAUGAGACAAAGAGGAGGAGAAGUAGGAACAUUGAUACCACCCUUCCUCAUCCCUGCUACUGCUGUUUUUGAUGAAGAGGAUGAGUUGGUGAAUAUGAAAUAUAAGUUCCUUCAUCACCAACAUCACCUCACUUUAGUCUCAUCCACAUCUCAACACCCUCAAAUCCUAGGAGAAGAAGAAGACGAGGAGAACUAUGGAGUGAGAUGGGAAUUGAUAUGCGAUGGGUGCAUCACUCCUAUAUCAUCAUCAUCAUCAUCAUCAUACUACUAUAUGAGUUGCAGUGAAUGCAAAUACAAUCUUCACUUGGCUUGCUUUCACUUGCCGCCUCAACUCUACUCACUUCCACUCCACCAACACGAUGAUCACCAGCUUGUUCUCCAAUCUUGUGACAAACUUCAACCUUGGAAGUACCAAGAUUGCGAUGUCUGUGAGUAUCCUAUGAAUGGGUUGUUUUACAAUUGUAGAGAGUGCGAGUUCAAAGUAGAUAUCAAGUGCGCUUGUAUGCCGGACACCAUACUUCACGCAGCUCACCCGCAACAUCUCCUCAAGUAUGUGACUCAGUCGGAUCUAGGCAGGGAUAUCAACCGAAGGCGCUUGUCGUGUGCUGCUGGUUGUGGCCAACACGUAGACUGUUAUGAUUGUUACAGGUGCAGCAACAGUUCAUGUGAUUUCAUUGUGCACGUCAAAUGCGCUGUGCUGCCGGCAUCAGUCAGCAGCCGUAGAUGGGACGAGCACCACCCGCUUCUGUUGACGUACGACGCCACUCUCAACCGUCCUGGCGAUUUCUACUGCGAUCAGUGCGAAAAACAAAUGAAUCCCAGGAGUUGGAUGUAUCACUGCCGUGCCUGCGAUCUAUCCUUCCAUCCACGAUGCUUUAUAACUACAUCCGGAUGGUAUAGAAACAGCAAGAUGGGUCAGGAAUAUGAUGUGAAUGCAGAAACCCAUCCACACCCUCUCACCUUUCAACUUCUCACCACAAAACGCCGCUGCGACUUUUGUCAUAUUAAUAAUUAUGAACUUCAAGGAUUUUACUGUGCAUUAUGCAACUUCUUCAUUUGUUACAAUUUCUGCGGGAAAGGCAUGAUCGCAAAAGGGGACUUGAAGGCAGUUGAUUUAGGGAAAUUAUCUGUUUUAGAUCAUUAGUUCGUUCAUUACAUUGUGCUGUGUUAUGUUUAAUUCACUUAAAGUACUACUAUUUGUUUUACAUUAAAUAUGAAUGUGAAGGAUUUUACUAUGUACAAAUUAUCUAUUAUGAUUGUUACAG
This is a messenger RNA of Salvia splendens (bonfire salvia), 1576 nucleotides long. RefSeq lists its product as uncharacterized. The record is from RefSeq and is a predicted model, not a curated record. The coding region runs from base 130 to 1455 and encodes 441 amino acids. The transcript is spliced from 2 exons. Lineage: Eukaryota; Viridiplantae; Streptophyta; Magnoliopsida; Lamiales; Lamiaceae.